Molecule: messenger RNA, 649 nt
Organism: Camelina sativa (false flax)
Lineage: Eukaryota; Viridiplantae; Streptophyta; Magnoliopsida; Brassicales; Brassicaceae
Source: RefSeq, a predicted model, not a curated record
UCCACUUCUCAUAUCGCUGUAGAGAGAGAAAGAGAGAAAGAGAGAGAGAGAAAUGACGACAAUGGCGAGGAUGGAGAGAGACGCAAUGGAGACGGUGGCUCCCUAUGCUCCAGUAACUUAUCACCGUCGUGUUCGCGAUUUGCCGAGAGCACUACAAGCACCAGACAUGGAACACCCGCUAGGAACACCAGAGCAUAGACACAAUGGCCUUAGUGUUAUGCAGCAACAUGUAGCUUUCUUCGAUUUGGAUGAUAAUGGCAUCAUUUAUCCCUAUGAAACGUUCUCUGGGUUCCAGUUACUCGGUUUCAAUUUACUUGCGUCACUUAUCUUAACGGCUUGUAUCCACUUAGCUCUUAGCUAUGCUACUCUCCCGGGAUGGUUACCGUCUCCAUUUUUCCCUAUAUAUAUACACAACAUUCACAAGGCAAAGCACGGAAGCGACUCUAAAACAUAUGACAAUGAAGGAAGGUAUACACCAGCAAAUCUUGAGUUGAUGUUUAGCAAAUAUGCGAGGACAGUACCAGAUAAGUUGAGUCUUGGAGNAAUGAGGUUCCAGUUACUCGGUUUCAAUUUACUUGCGUCACUUAUCUUAACGGCUUGUAUCCACUUAGCUCUUAGCUAUGCUACUCUCCCGGUACAGUACAUAUAG